UCGUACAUCGUACUACAUAUGAAUGAAGGCGACCAUCCGUGGAUUGACGGUGUGGAUCCAGAAGAUUCCAGAUGUGUGGUUCCGGCAGCAGCGCCUACCCGGAUGCGUGCUUCAUCACGGACUAAUCCACAUGUAAGUCUUUUGCCUUAA
Molecule: messenger RNA, 150 nt
Organism: Strongylus vulgaris
Lineage: Eukaryota; Metazoa; Nematoda; Chromadorea; Rhabditida; Strongylidae
Source: the annotation of a GenBank genome assembly